Molecule: messenger RNA, 1226 nt
Organism: Haemorhous mexicanus (house finch)
Lineage: Eukaryota; Metazoa; Chordata; Aves; Passeriformes; Fringillidae
Product: interleukin-20-like
Exons: 5
Coding region: 31-561 (176 amino acids)
Source: RefSeq, a predicted model, not a curated record
UUCCUUGGGCAGGUCUCCCAGGCAGCUGACAUGAGAGGACCCCCCCUGUUCCUCUGCCUCUUCUCCAUGUCCUGCUGGGUGAAUUUGAUGCCAACAGCUGGGGACAAAAUCUUCCACUUUGGAGCCUGCAGGGUUUCCAUGAGCAUGACAGAGAUCAGGGCUGGCUUCACAGCCAUUAAAGCCAAUAUUCAAUCCAGAGACCCCAUCCGGACCCUGAGCAUCCUGUCCCACCCUCACUCCCUGCACAAGGUUAAGUCUUCAGACAGAUGCUGCAUCACCUAUCAGCUCUUCACCUUCUACGUGGACAAGGUUUUCAAGCACUGCAGGACUGAGGACUCGUUUGUGAACAGGAAAAUCAGCAGCAUUGCCAACUCCUUCCUCAGCACCAGGAGGAAGCUGGGGCAGUGUCGUGAGCAGAAUAAUUGCCUGUGUGGGGAGGAAUCCACAGAGAAAUUCAAGCAAAUACUUGCAAACUAUGAAGGGCUGAAUGUCACAUCUGCAGCCAUGAAAUCCCUGGGGGAGCUGGACAUCCUCCUGGACUGGAUGGAGAAAUCUCGUUAGCGGGCGGUGUUAAUUACCCGGGGGCUGUGCUGAGGACCUGCAGGGGCUUUGCAGAGAUGAGAGGGACAAUAAAUCUCUGUAUCAGUGCAGCUCCCCAUCAGUUCCAGCUGCGCUCAGGCAAACAUGGGGGGCUUUGCCAGCCAGGGACAUCAGCAGAGUCUUCAUUAAGAUGGGAAUAACGAGUUUGAUUAAAUCAGCAUCGCCCUCGCUGCUACCAAAGGAUGCUCCCAGGGAAAACCCACAAGGGUUUCUCUUGCUGGCAGACAUAAGUUGUGAUCAUGUCAUAAAAUUCGUGUUUAAAUUACAGAUAUUUUGCCUAGGGGAUGUGGGGAAUGAGUGCUGGGGGCUGGCUGGUGCAGCUGAUGUUGAAUAAACCCGGGCUCGUUCUCAGGGCUGCUGCCGCUGAUGGAUCUGGCUGAAAUGAGAAGUACAGUGUGGGAAAUGCUUCCAAGAACAGGUCCUAGCAGGUAUGUCAGGCCUUAGAAAUCUGUGUUUCCUUUUGAGAUGAUAUUUUCUGCCUUAUCAGUAAAAAAGUUUCUGUGCAAGAUAUGUGGUUGCUGAAUAGAAAAAGGUUUUUGAGUGUAUUGAGCAAUUUACUGACACUCAGUAGUGAGUUUUGUGGAAAUUGGUGGUGAUGACCAUAAAUAAACCCAACUUGAAACUGU